Halichondria panicea is the source of this 1135-nucleotide messenger RNA. RefSeq names its product SAGA-associated factor 29-like. Bases 48 to 1034 code for a protein of 328 amino acids. The transcript has 12 exons. The record is from RefSeq and is a predicted model, not a curated record. NCBI's taxonomy places the organism in Eukaryota, Metazoa, Porifera, Demospongiae, Suberitida, Halichondriidae. Gene Ontology annotation, cellular component: SAGA complex.
CUGGAUUAACCCUUUAGCCUCAUGCUCAGGAGGCAAAAACUUUCAAGAUGCCCAAAGGAGGAAAACAUGUUGGAAAAAUCGCUUCUAAAGGGACUUCUUCAUUGAGUAUACCAGGCCCACCUUCUUCUAAACCUCCAGACGUGACACCAUCAGUAGCUUCUGUGCUGGAUGAGCUGAAAUCAGUGAUAAAACAAACACAGGAAGAGAAAGAGGUUGGAGAACAGACACUAACUGGAAUCAAUAAGACUCAUGAGAAAGUAAAAAAUGAGCCGAGAGUAUCGCUAUACUUCAAGCAAAAGUUACAGAAUCAGUAUGUGAAUGCUCUACAGGCAGCGAAGAGAGAACUAGUGCUGUUGGAGCAGUGUCUGAAGAAGGUGGACGAGGUUAAGGUGGAGAUCGGAGAAGUGCAAGCACGCGCUGCUCCACCAUCCACUCGGAACAUUGAUGACUACCGAUCAAAAAUGCAUUCUGGCCUGGGAACUAUGAGAAGAGGCAUGCUCAUGACCGUACUGCAGCAGUAUGCUGUCGAACAGCAAGUAUGGAAGGGAAAGCCGGGAGAGAGCCCCCCUCCCCUGUGUGGUUGCGUCCCAGCUGAUGAGAAGUAUCGCUGCAAGCCAGCAGAUCAGGUUGCUGCCAGAGUGCGUACAGAGGAUGGUGAGGAGCAGUGGAUACUGGCAGAGGUGUUCUCUUACAACUCACACAAUCACAGGUACUGUGUUGAUGACAUUGAUGAAGAAGGGCACAACGAGCAGAGGAGGUAUCAUGUGAGCAAGAGACGUAUAGUUCCCCUCCCUCGCUUUAAAGCUGAUCCAUUGACUAACCCUGAGGCCCUCUUUAGGCACAGACAGUUGGUGCUGGCUCUCUACCCUCAAACCACUUGCUUCUAUCGUGCCAUCAUUGACUCUCCGCCUAAAGAAGUGGCUGGUGAGUACUCAGUGCUGUUUGAAGACACUUCCUACCCUGAGGGCUACUCCCCUGCCCUUGAUGUUCCACAACGCUACGUUCUACCAAUGAGAGAGACUAAGAAAAAGUAGUGUAUAAUUAUAACUAUAAUUAUGGUAAAACACAAUGUCCUAUAUACACGUAUAAGUACACUUUUCUCAACGUGUCUAAUCAACUUUCAAUUACGUUAUCA